CCCAGGCGUACUUGGUCACCCUCCUUGCACCUUCGGACACCCCCAGACACCCCAGUCCAUGUCCCGACGCCCUCUUUCCUGCUCCAGAAAGUUGAGAGAUUCCAAUGACAUUGGGAGCGUCGGCGCGCUCAUCAAGCCCGUCGCCGCCCACGCUGCCACAGGUACCCACCCUGGCCACUCCACGCUGUUACACCCCGUCCACACCCAGGCGCCUCUUCUUCAUUCUCGGCCUCUUUCCCUUCUCUCCUCCAGACAACCCACCCGGAUCUGUCCACCAUUUGCGCUUGCACUUAAAAGUUGACGGUCGCCUCGCCCACCCCAAGAGUCAGUCUGGACUUGACUUCGGACCUUUUUUUUUUCCGCUACUGGGAGCGACGACCACUGCCACCAGCCAGAUCCUUGGCUCUCUAUUUACUCGCUCUCUACUUACUCUGUUCAAUGCUCUCAUUGCCUCUUCUAGUCGACUACUGCAUUCGGUCAUUAUCUUGCUCAACCCGUGCAUGUGCGUGUUGUGUGUGUCUGCUUUGUGUGUGUGUGUGCUGCUGCUGGCUGCGUACUGUUGAGUUGGUACUAACGUUACCAUCUGCUCCAUUUCGGUGCGUCAAUCCAGUAGAGCUAAUUCCUUCUCCCCUUUCACCAUCCUCGGCCGCUCACCUCACUUUUGGCCCCCAUAACCUCAUCUUCCCCUUUCCUAUUCUCGUGGCUUGCCCGACAUUGACCGUCAAAGCUGGCUCAAGUGAGACUGUUUAUUCUUGUAAUUCCCAGUGGCAUAAGGGAUAGCAGCCGUCUCGUCAAACACCCCUUCAUCGCCUGAGGCCACUCCCCCCCCC
Molecule: messenger RNA, 830 nt
Organism: Pseudomassariella vexata
Lineage: Eukaryota; Fungi; Ascomycota; Sordariomycetes; Amphisphaeriales; Pseudomassariaceae
Exons: 1
Coding region: 105-563 (152 amino acids)
Source: RefSeq, a predicted model, not a curated record